This is a messenger RNA of Xiphias gladius (swordfish), 6558 nucleotides long. RefSeq names its product exostosin-1a-like. Gene Ontology annotation, cellular component: membrane. Gene Ontology annotation, molecular function: glycosyltransferase activity. Bases 1112 to 3343 code for a protein of 743 amino acids. The record is from RefSeq and is a predicted model, not a curated record. The transcript has 11 exons. NCBI's taxonomy places the organism in Eukaryota, Metazoa, Chordata, Actinopteri, Istiophoriformes, Xiphiidae.
AUCAUCAUCAGCAGUCUUCCUGGUGGGACUGCCGUGCUCCUCUGCUUGGCUUGUAGUCUCUACAGCACCUCUUGUUUUUGUGUGUGUAUGUGUAUGUAUGUAUGUAUGUUUGUAUGUGUGUUUGUGUGUGUGUGUUUGAGAGAGAGAGAGAGAGAGAGAGAGAGAGAGAGAGUGAGUGAGUGAGAGAGAGAGAGAGAGAGAGAGAGAGAGUGUGUGAGCCGCCGCCGCAAGAACACUUUACACCGCUGGAGAAAUUUGCGGAGAAAUUGGCCUGUUGGUUUCGUGGGGAGAGCGAGUGAUACGUUGUGGACGAAUGAAGAGACAUGGUUGCAGGCGGAGAAGAGGGGCUGCAUGGCUGUCCGUACUUCCAACCAGCGUUAAAGCUACUUUGAUGCGACCGCUUAGCUAACAAGCUAACUGGGAAUGUUUUCAGAAACUAGCCAGGUAGUUAGCUUGCUGGCUAGCUAAAACGGCUGGAGAAAUUCGCUGUAUAAAUUUGGCAAACCGUUAUAAUGAUGCUUGUAUCUUUCGAUAUGUUUCCUGAAAGAAUUGCGGCAACGUUGGAGACUGUAUGUUGAAUGUUUAGGGCUGCGGUGCCCGCUUGGUAGCUAAUUUCCAGCAGGGACAAUAGUUAACUGUCCAGGCAACAAGUCUGGUGCACAGUGCUGCUAAACAGACUCAAGUUUGUACUCAUUUUGUGCAUUUUUUUUAAAAUCAGUUACUGGUUAUGUAGAAAAGUAAGGCUCUGUGUUAAAAUGUACGUUUAGAGCAAAGUAAAGGUAGCUUUAUACAAAGGAAAGUAGGGUGCCACUUUAGAUGCCCAGAUUGUAGUGGAUCGGGUCCCCCCGUUGUAUAGGAGAACUUGUUGUCAGUUAAUCGAUACAAUUAUUGACGAGGAGACGAGUUGGAUGAACAUUAUAAGUCGCCCACAUGCGUUGGAUCAGUUCCCGGACUUAUGAACGGCAUCUGAAGCAGAAGGUGGGAGACGUGAGCGCACAACCCUUGCAGCCCAGGGGAAGAUGGCGGAGCGUUCCCGCAGGAGGUGGUGAAGCCAAAACUUUGGGACUUCUUGGAUUUAUCGCCAGACAUUUUAUCUCAGAUCGUAGGACACAUGCAGGCCAAAAAACGGUACUUAAUUCUGUUCUCCGCCGGUGCGUGUCUCAUUCUGUUGUUUUUUUUGGGGGGGAUACAAGUCCCGCUAUCCAGACGGGGACCCAGCCGGCGUGAUGACCGCAGCCUCACCGGUUAUCACCCCGGGGCUAGGUGGCGUCGCUUCCCAGGGUACCUGCAGCCUUUCAGGACCUGGGAGCAAGAUCGGAGCGAUGAUCACAAUGAACACAUAUCUCCUAGGGAGAAGAGGGACGCUAAUUCAGGCGUUUACACUGGAAAACGCUGCAGAAUGGAGUCCUGUUUUGAUUUCUCCCUGUGUAAGAGGAAUGGAUUUAAAGUUUACAUCUACCCCCAGCAGAAAGGGGAAAAGAUGUCAGAGAGUUAUCAGAACAUCUUGUCCUCUAUUGAAGGAUCCAGGUUCUAUACACCUGACUCAGGACAGGCAUGCCUGUUUGUCCUGAGUCUGGACACACUAGACCGGGACCAGCUUUCACCCCAGUAUGUGCACAACCUGAAAGCAAAAAUCCAGAGCCUUCCUCUGUGGAAUGGGGGCAAAAACCACAUCAUCUUCAAUUUAUACUCUGGCACCUGGCCAGACUACACAGAAGACCUUGGCUUCGACAUCGGCCUUGCCAUGUUGGCCAAGGCCAGCAUCAGCACUGAGAACUUUCGGCCUAACUUUGACGUUUCUAUUCCUCUUUUCUCUAAAGACCACCCUAGGACAGGAGGGGAAAGAGGCUACCUGAAACAUAACACCAUUCCCCCUUAUAGGAAGUACAUGCUUGUUUUUAAGGGGAAGAGGUACCUAACUGGAAUAGGUUCGGACACUAGGAACGCUUUAUACCAUGUUCAUAACUCAGAGGAUGUGGUCCUCCUCACCACCUGUAAGCAUGGGAAGGACUGGCAAAAGCACAAGGAUGCACGCUGUGAUAAAGACAACGCAGAAUAUGAAAAGUAUGACUACAGAGAGAUGCUAUACAACUCCACAUUCUGUCUGGUACCUCGAGGACGACGGCUGGGUUCCUUUCGCUUCUUAGAGGCUUUGCAGGCAGCUUGUGUGCCCGUGAUGCUAAGUAAUGGCUGGGAGCUUCCCUUCUCAGAAAUUAUCGACUGGAAUACGGCAGCUGUGAUUGGGGAUGAAAGGCUGCUAUUACAGAUACCCACAACAGUGCGCUCCAUCCACCAAGAUAAGAUCCUGUCCCUCAGACAGCAGACCCAGCUCCUAUGGGAGGCUUACUUCAGCUCUGUGGAGAAGAUAGUGCUGACCACACUGGAGAUCAUCCAGGACCGGGUACUGCAGCACACCUCAAGGAGUAACCCCAUGUGGAACAGUCUGCCUGGAGGUCUUUUCACCCUGCCACAAUACUCAACAUACCUGGGAGACUUCCCUUUCUAUUACGCUAAGCUGGGUAUCAAGCCGUACCCCAAGUUUACAGCGAUCAUUCAUGUGGUGACCCCACUGGUCUCCCAGUCUCAGCCAGUCAUGAAGCUGCUUGUGGCUGUGGCCAAAUCCCAGUACUGUGCUCAGGUGAUAGUACUGUGGAAUUGUGACAAGCCUCUUCCUUCCAAGCACCGCUGGCCUGCCACCUCGGUCCCUGUCAUUGUUAUAGAAGGGGAAAGCAAGGUGAUAAGCAGUCGUUUUCUGCCCUACGAUACCAUCCCCACUGAUGCUGUACUCAGUCUGGAUGAGGACACCGUGCUCUCCACCACAGAGGUGGACUUUGCCUUCACAGUGUGGCAGAGUUUCCCAGACCGCAUUGUUGGUUACCCUGCCCGCAGCCACUUCUGGGACAGCAACAAGGAGCGGUGGGGCUAUACUUCCAAAUGGACCAACGACUACUCCAUGGUGCUGACUGGGGCUGCCAUCUAUCACAAAUACUACCACUAUUUGUACACCACUUACCUUCCAGUCAGUCUGAAGACUAUGGUUGACCAGAUGUCAAACUGCGAGGACAUUCUGAUGAAUUUUCUGGUGUCGUCAGUCUCUAAACUACCACCCAUCAAGGUCACCCAGAAGAAACAAUACAAGGAGACCAUGAUGGGACAGAGCUCCCGGGCGUCUCGCUGGGCUGACCCAGACCAUUUUGCCCAGCGUCAGACCUGCAUGAACAAGUUUGCCAGCUGGUUUGGCAACAUGCCCCUGGUCCAUUCUCAGAUGAGACUGGACCCUGUCCUGUUCAAAGACCAAGUGUCCAUACUGCGGAAGAAGUACAGGGAUAUCGAGAGACUAUAACCCUCCACAGCCCCCCGCUCUCUGGACACAACAAAGAAAGAGCGAGGGGGCGAACACAUAUAGAGAGAUGCAGAACCUUUCCAUGAUUGCAUGGAUAGAUCAAUGGAGAAGCAACUGGGAUUGGGUCGAGGGGGAGAGGAGGAAAAGAAACUAUAGCAGAAGAGGAGAAUAGCACAUCCAUUGGUCUCCUCCGCUAUGUCCUUUGUACUUCCUCCAUUUCUCUUCUCUGUCCUUUCUCUUACGUGUAUUGGGGGAUAGCUGAGCACCCAAUUUCCACUAUAUACACUGCAACUACCAACAACUGAAGGACACCUGAGGACUUUAUAAAGUGUUCGACUUUGAACUAAAUUGGAACUGGAGUUGCAAAUCAGAUUGCUGCUUCAGUUUCCCAACAGUGGCAAACCACUCCCAAAUCCAUCCCACUGAAAGAGACUGCCUGUUCUACUUUGUACACUAUGCACAGGUUCCUGAAAGUUUUUGAUGACAGAAUAUUAUUGAUAAUUAUGACUAUGAAGAGGAUAACACUAUUUUGGAUUGUGUUUAGCUAUGUUUUUUUAUACAGUGAAUGAAUGGCCUACUACUCUCUCUGUAUUGUCUUAAUUAAAACCAGUAGCAGGUUGGGUGAAAAGAGGAAUGACAACCCCUCAACCAUCGUUGAUCUGAUAUUCACAGUGCCUCAGGUUUAUCUAACGGCGUUGGGAUGUGGGAGUCUGAGAGAAAGGCACGGUGCAGAAUAAGCACCUUGAUCUUGCUGCUUUCUGUUUUGUUUUUGUUUUCAUGGUUUGUGAUUUACUUUAUAAUUGAUGAAAUUAUGGAUCUUGUAGUAAAUUUUUCAGGUCAGCAUUCACAUUUUUUCUCUGCUGAAGUAUAAUGAAAAUGUAUUUUUAUUCAACUGAACAAACAAAUUGUCAUUAUGUGCCAUUCUGAACUUUUUGUUCAUGGUAAAAAUACAACAGACUGACACAACCCAUUAGAUUUCAGAAAACGUGCUAUGUGGGAAUAGAUAUCCACAAGCGCAAACAAAAUUCAAUGGAAUUCUCCAUUUUCAUUUUAGCAAGAAGUCUUCAUGUCUCUUUUUAUUCAUUUGUAAAGGCUCGUAUGCCAAACUAGAAUCGGUACUUGAAUAUGUGCUGGCCUGAAGAACAAUAUAGCAUCAUAUGAGUUGCCUUGGUCAAGGGAGGCUGAGCUUGCCAGUUGAGGCAACUAAUGGUCUGUCUAAAACACAAACCACACUGAAAGCCAGGGAAUGGAUCUUUUCAAGCUCGUUUAGCAAGGGAUAUUUAUACACGGUUAUUGUCUCUGUCAUAGACCGAAUUUCAUUUUGUCCAGUGACAAGUUUGCCAGUAGCCAAGGCUGUAAAGUACUUGACGCAGGCUAACACUGUUUUCAUCUGUCAGAGUAAGAGUUGGCAUCAUAUUAAGUAAACUACUGUGUUUUCCCCAUUUGUUAUGGAUCGACAGGAAUUCCCACCAAGUAUUUGUCAUACUGUUAAAAGUCAUAGGGAAGACAUUUUGCAUCGUUUGGGAGAUAUGCUCUAUUAAGUAAUUAUUCUCAUUUGUGGUAUUUCUUUAACUUAAAUACAUCUAAUUAGAAGCCUUUCAAUUUCCGGUAUCUUUGAUCAUCUCAGAUUGUAACAGCUAAUCAUCUCUGAGAGAGUCAGAUUGGCAAUGUGCCAUUGUGCAUGGGCCACAUUCAAGAAGCAAAAUGUAAAACCAGGAUGCUUAGAAAUAUGUUCCAUAAUUCAAUAUGUCUCAUAAAUUACAUCUUUAUCACUUUCUGUACGAUAGUCUUCUAAAUCAGAGACACAUAUCUCAUUUGCUGCAAAUCUUUUCAUUGACUGCCAAGUGUCAGUGGAACAUGAAAUUGGGUUUUUGCAGGUGGAUCAGUAGGCUAAUUGGCUUAAACAAUUUCUAUGUGUUUGGUCUCAUAAUUAGGCAAGCCUCAUUUUAUUUGUCUUGAUAUAUCAGAUUAGCUGAAAAUGUUAAUGUAAUUUGAUGCACCUCGAAUUUUGCACCUUUGUUUUUUAAAUCACUGUGCGUCAUCAAGUUAAAGUUUCUGUCCUUGAAGUGGCCCUGUAAAAGGCCAGCGGCAUUUCAAUAAGAAAUGUAGAAAUCUAGCCACACCUGUCCCUGACUCUUCCUUCAGUAGCUUCAGCUUCAUUUUUGAGGGAGAUAAAACAAUCAAUCAUUUUGGUGAGCUUCACAGUCCUUCACAGACCCCAAUAUGUGCCAUUAGAUCAUUUAUGGUUUUGUUUGUGUAUUUUUUCAUCUGAUAUGAGGAAUGCCAUGCAUUCCAAUAUUAUUUGGUUCAUUAAAGUAUUUUCCAUUUGUCGAGGAAAGUAAGAAAAUGUGUGAGAAAGAGAGGGGAGAAGGAAUGAAAGAGUAUAUGUGCGAAAGACUAAAAAAUCAGCAGAGAGGGGUGCUGCUUGGUGUUUUUCACUUCUGAGAAUGUGUUAUCAGUCUGACAGCCAAUAAACAAUCCCAGUAUUACUAAACACUGCUAUCAGCAGAACUGAAUAUGGUCGUAAACAGAAUAGCAUUUCAGAAAUGAACUUGGUGCAAUAUUUAAGAUGACAUUUUCUUUGUCUUUUUCUUUUCUCUUCCCUUGUGUGCUUGUUUCAGAGGGCAGGGAGUUGUAUAUUGAUGUGCCUUCAGAAGAAAUACACUUAUCCCUUGCCCCCCCCCAUCUGCCUUGUGCACCAAACAAGUCCCUGUUUUCAUUUCAUAGUAGGUUUUUUUUUCGUUUUUUUUCUUUAUCAAUAUCCAGUAACACGUUAAUGGCCCCCUAAAUUAUGUUAAUUUAACACUGGAAUUCUACUAAGACUUAUCACCACACCUCUUAUACUGACAUUCCUGCCUUUUCUGUUAUUGGAACAUUUUCAAGGUCUUGUUGGACUCGUACUGACAAAUGCACUGCCUUGUAUUCUUAUACUUGCGAGGGCCCAAUAGCCCCCUCUUCCUGGUUGUCAAAAGUAUAGUAAUACAUGUAAUGCACAUAUGUAGAAUUCUCACACACACACACACACACACACACACACACACACACACACACAUACGUAGUAUUUAUCAGACAGGAUUGUGUUCCAAAUGAAUCUCUGCCUGCUUCCUUCAUUCUCUUCUGUAACUGCAGACCUAAUUUUAUAGAGAUUGAAAAUGGAAAGAUAGAGGAAAAAUCACAGUUUUUUAAAAGAAUUUUAUAAAAACAAAACAAAAAAA